Tetrahymena thermophila SB210 is the source of this 1962-nucleotide messenger RNA. RefSeq lists its product as hypothetical. The transcript is spliced from 4 exons. Lineage: Eukaryota; Ciliophora; Oligohymenophorea; Hymenostomatida; Tetrahymenidae. The record is from RefSeq and is a predicted model, not a curated record.
UUUAAUUAAAAAAUAAGGAUUUUUAAUUUGACUCUCAAAUUUAUCAAUUUUUCAACAAAAAAAUUAACAAUGGAAGGCAUAAAAUAUAAUGAUAAGGAUUUAUAAAAUACUUUUAAAAUGGCCGAUUACUAAAUUAUAAAAAGAGAUGAUAUAUAAUUCUAUCAAAUGAUACAUCUUACUUAGCCUAAUAUAAAAUAUUUGAUGGAAAAAAUUAAAAAUACAAAUACCAGUAAAAAACUCAUAGAUUAUAUGAUUGAGAAGUAAUCGUGGUAAAAAUAAAAGAUUUAAUGUUGGUUCCCUAUUUAAAUUCAGGAGGUUAUAGAAGGAUAACUAGAAGAAGAUGUUUAUUAUUACCUAAUAUAUGAGGACAUUAGCGAUAAUUAUGCUCCGAUUUAUAAAUUACUAGAAAUAAAAUCUUUAGAUCUUACAUAAGAAUUUAUUUAAAAAAUUACAAAAUUGAGUGACAUUAUACCCUUCAUUGAUAAGUUGCAUGAAGAAUAAUUAUCCAUUCUUGAUAUCUCUCUUUAAAAUAUAUGGGUAUUAAAAUAUUUUGAAGUAGGAGAUAUUAAGUAUAAGAUUCUUAAUCGAGGGAUUUACUAGUUUUUUUAUUAACAUAAGAAUGAUGAUGAUAUAAAAAAUAUGAUUUUAGAUAAUUUUUUUAAUGUUUAUAAAUGGAAUGAGUAUUAACUAGUAAAUAAACCAUUUUUAGGAUAAUAUUUGGAUUGUAAGCAAUCCUAUGAAUGUGAUAAUUGUAAUUAAUAUAAUUAGAGAAAUUCAUAAUGUGGAUUUUGUUCAAAAGAGCAAAAUAAAAAUUGUUAGUAUUGUGUUUAACUUAAAAAGAUGAACUGUGAAAGAAAUUAAGAUUUAAAUGCAGUAUUUAUUUUACUGUACUUGAUGACAUAUCCUUAAGAACUAAAAAGUAUAUAGCAUGAUGAUUUUUUUUUAGAAUAAUAAAAGUUUGAUAGUAUUGAUAAAACUGAUGAAGAUAAACAUUUCUAUAUAGACUAUUUUUAAAAAAAAUAGAUAUUUACUUUUAAAAUUCUCUAACUUCAUUUUGAGAAGCAAUUUUUAAAAUUUAAAAAUGUAUCUACUCGUGGCAUGAUUGAAGAGUAACAUCCUAAUCAGUAGGGAACAAUAAAUGCAAUUAAUACUUAGAAAUAUAGUUAACUUUUUCUGAAUAAUGGACAAGAAGGAACAUUAGAUUUAUUUGAUAAUAACGCAGCAGGUUAAUUUAAGUAAAUUGAAGAAAAAAAUUUACCAUUUUCAAUCAACAAAACAACAGGCUCAACUUAAUAGACAAGUCUAGUAAGUCAAGUAAGUCAUUUGGAAACUUUGAGUAGUAAUGUAUAUAAAAAUUUCCCUCAUUAUGAUAACAAAAAUGAAGUUUUUAAUAUUCUAAAAUAAUCAAAAGAGAACCCAGAAUAAUACGAACUUUAUAUAAUUACACUUAGUGUUUUAUAUUUUAAUAAUUACUGUGUUAGGCUGGAGGAAUUAGAUUAAUAUAAUAAAAUUAUAGAAAUUAAAGACUUAGUUGUACUUUAAAUAUAAAUAUUUUGGUAGUUGAUUAAAUAUAGGUAAAAAGAACUAAAAAAUUGUAACAACUAAGCAAGUAAAUUACUUCAGAGGCUAAAAUUCAUAUAUGAUUAAAUUGAAAACGAUGAAUAACGUAUAACAAAACCAGGUGUUUCUACUUAAAACAUAUUAAUUUUGGGAGAUAUCAAAAAUAUAUAAAAUAAUCUUUAAAACUGUGAACUUAAAAUGGAAAUAAGUACAAUUAACACAGCAGUUAAAAAACAUAUGAAAAAUAUGUUUAGUAGGUGGUAAGAUAGGAGUGAAUAUAAAUAUUUUAAGUUAAUUAAUUGUUUUAAGUAAAUUCUUUUCUGCUAAACCUUUAAUUAGAAAGAUGAUAUGACAGACAAAUUGAAUAAGACGAAAAAAAAAAUUUGUGAACUUUUAUAGUGA